Molecule: messenger RNA, 1066 nt
Organism: Paecilomyces variotii
Lineage: Eukaryota; Fungi; Ascomycota; Eurotiomycetes; Eurotiales; Thermoascaceae
Product: SYF2 splicing factor-domain-containing protein
Exons: 3
Coding region: 81-962 (293 amino acids)
Cellular component (GO): catalytic step 2 spliceosome; post-mRNA release spliceosomal complex; Prp19 complex
Source: RefSeq, a predicted model, not a curated record
ACCGCUGUGCGUUGGGAUCUGAUUCUAUCUUACCCACCUUUUAUUGGCAGUGAAAAGUCAUACCUAUUUGCCCGCGGACGAUGCCUAGAGAAGAUCGCGACGACAGCUCUCCACAGGGCGCAGAGCAAGAAAAGCCUACCUCGGCGGAGAAGGAGGUAAUGGAUGCCAAAGCCGGCGCAGCUUCAGAUAACACUGGAGCAGACGAGUCCAAGGAAGUUGAUGCUGCUGCCAAGGCGCGUGAGAGGCAGGAAAGGUUCAAGGCUCUCCGCGCUCGCGCUAAAGCGGCGACUGAGCGAAACCUGAAAGAGACAGCGGCGGAGUCUCAACGUCUUGCAACCGAUCAAAGUCAGCUAGCAUCACUAUCUCGCAAGCACGCAUUUGCGUCGCACAAUCUGUUGAAGGCAGAUACUGAAGCGUCCGGGGAAGACUUUGAGCGAAAAAGAGCUUGGGACUGGACAGUGGAAGAGUCAGAAAAAUGGGAUAAGCGCAUGGAAAAGAAACAGCGACACCGUGAUGACGUGGCAUUCCAGGAUUACAGACAGGAUGCACGAAAGGUAUAUAAGAGGCAGCUGCGGGAGAUGCAGCCUGAUCUGGAAGGAUACGAGAGAGAAAAGAUGGCUGCAAUUGAAAGAGCUGCCGCCAGCGGUGGCUUAGAAGUCGUGGAGACCAAUGACGGCGAGCUGGUAGCCGUUGACAAGAAUGGAACAUUCUACUCAACAGCCGACUCGACAGACUUCAUUGAGAACAAGCCUGACCGAUCUGCAGUGGAUAAGCUCGUCAACGACCUGAAAAAGGCAGAAGAAGUUCGCCUCAGGAAACGCAGGGAGCGCCGCGGAGAAGACGAGCCAGAUGUAACUUAUAUCAACGAAAAGAACAAGCAGUUCAACCAGAAGCUUGCCAGGUUCUAUAACAAGUAUACUGCCGAGAUCCGCGACAGCUUUGAGCGCGGCACGAUGAUAUGAUUACAAAGAUAGACUGGAUCGACCCUGCACCAGAUUACACUAACCCGUCAUCAACCUUUGCCCAGCGCCAAAAAACCAAGGACAGCGUCAGAAACCAGGCUUUU